AUGUCGGCCGAAUUCCUCGCACUCCUGCAGCAGCAACGGCCGCACUCCACCAACGUGCCAACGGACACCUUCGUCGAUGCCACGUACAAGUCUCGCAUGCCGGAGCUCGUCCGCGACUGCGUGGCCAUGAACCGAGAGAGCUGCUCCGAAAAGCAGUGCCAGCGCCUGCUGCAGCUGGAGAGCGACAUGAUCAACGACGCCAAGAUCCCGCUGCCCUCGCAGUACCCCGAGCAAGCCGCCAAGUCCAGCACCAGCUCCGAGUGGGAGGCGCUGCUGGCCGGCAAAGACUACACGUGGCAGAACGCGCCCUGGUUUCUGAGUGAACACUACAUGUUCCACCUCAUCCUGCUGCUGACCGAGUACUACACGACAGGCAUCGACCCGUUCCGGCCUUCGAAGGUGGCGGAGCUGGCGAAGGACACGCCCUGGCGACUGCUGCAGACGGCUGUCGACCUCUCGGCUCAGGAGGAGCCGAGCUCGGAAAGCCACCACGACCAGCUCAAGCGGUUCAUGAAGCUCUGCCUCUGGGGCAACAUGGCCGAUGGCUGCAACAAGGACGUCAAGGAGGAGGUCAGUGGUGCCGACGCCUCGUUGGACUUCGACGACGACAUACUGCUCGUAGACCACAGCGACCGAGUGAUCUCGUACUUGGAGCAGAAGGCCCGCGAGGCUGGCGACGCCAAGCGUCUGGGCGUCGAGUACAUCAACGACAACAGCGGCACGGAGAUGCUGCUGGACCUGGCAAUGGCCGACCACUUGCUGACGCACAACUGGUGCGGCAAGGUGACCAUGAACGUCAAAGCGGAGCCCAUGUUCGUGUCGGACGCGAUCGUCUCCGAUGUCCAUGAACACAUCGCCGAGAUGCAGCGCUCGACACGCACGCCGGAGGUGCAGGUCCUGGGCGCGCGGCUCGCCGAGUACGUCCGCAACGAGCAGCUCGUGAUUCGAGAUGACAUCGCCUGGAAUCGCUACCUGUUCUUCCACGAGCUGCCGGCGGAGCUCCACGCGCGGCUGGCCCGAGAGGCGACGCUGGUGGUCAUCAAGGGCGACCUCAACUACCGCCGCCUGCUGUGCGACCGGAUCUGGCCGGCCGCCACGCCCAUCGAAGACGUGGUGCCGUACUUCCCCACGGCGUUCUCGAACUUGGUGGCCGGCGUCCCGCCUGAGGUCGUGGCGCAGUGGGAAAUGGAGGACCCCAUGUGGCCGCUCAAUGGUAGUUGCGGCAAGCUAGCGGACGAAAGUCGCGAAGUUGAUGUGAUCGCCGGGCAUUCACCCGAGCCACGGGAGACUGCCCCGCUGAAAUGCGUGCUCGGCAGGUGGUGCAAGGAGCCCGCGCUCUGGAUCGCCACCGUUUGA
This is a messenger RNA of Phytophthora sojae, 1356 nucleotides long. RefSeq lists its product as hypothetical. Gene Ontology annotation, cellular component: nucleus; cytoplasm. The record is from RefSeq and is a predicted model, not a curated record. NCBI's taxonomy places the organism in Eukaryota, Oomycota, Peronosporomycetes, Peronosporales, Peronosporaceae. The transcript has 4 exons. Bases 1 to 1356 code for a protein of 451 amino acids. Gene Ontology annotation, molecular function: phosphatase activity. Gene Ontology annotation, biological process: DNA damage response.